Messenger RNA from Mugil cephalus (flathead mullet), 3960 nucleotides. Its product is annotated as leucine-rich repeat transmembrane protein FLRT2. The record is from RefSeq and is a predicted model, not a curated record. The transcript has 2 exons. Gene Ontology annotation, molecular function: protein binding. The coding region runs from base 1011 to 3029 and encodes 672 amino acids. NCBI's taxonomy places the organism in Eukaryota, Metazoa, Chordata, Actinopteri, Mugiliformes, Mugilidae.
GAUAAAGGUGGCUGCGAGGAAAGUGAGCGAGAAAAAGGGGGUGUAUGAGUAGAGGGAGUGAGACUGAAAGGGGGAAACAGAGACACACCGCGCGUUCACAGAGAUAGGUGAGUCCUGGGGCACCAUCAGAGACCAGGAGCCUCUGACACACUUUGUACGGACGAUGGACUUCUCUCCGGGGUUGCUGUUGGCGGAACUUCGGGGGUCAAGGCGGUAGCCUCUAUCUCUGCCCUCUUGCCUGUCUCAUGUUGCAUUGUUCUCUGAAGGGAGCGGAUAAACUUCACCGGCAGCUACGGAGCAGCGGCUGAGUCUCAGGCUCCCGCGGUGUGUUUAAGAAGACGUGGGGAAGAUGCGGAGCUGGUCAUCUGAAUUUCUUCCGCUUCCUGGCAUGCACAUUUAGCAUAAUGUCACGAUUUUCCAGCCCACGAAAACCAAGUGAGUCAAAACUGCAGCCGCAGCGGGACCUGCGAGCGGACGCAGCGGGCAGGAUGCGGACUCUGUGUCCGCUGUGAGCGCAGUAGUCUGCGUAAAGACGAGUGGACCUGGUCGAGGUGAAGCAACAAGACUUUCUGCUCUCCUUAAGGUUUUUUGGGCCCAAACAUCAAACCAGAGACAAGUUUUCUUAUAUUCGAACCAGCUGUGUGUGAUGACAAAGGAAAAGGAAGCAAGAGCAGGACAUCAAAUGUUAACCUUCCAGUGUGUACAUGACACCAUCAGUGUACUGUGCUGUGAAGAGAGCUGUAGCAGUGGGGAAAAGACAGGGUGAAAAUGUGAUGAAGUUUACUAAUGUCUCUUAGCUCAGUUUGGACAGUGGCAGGUGAAAGAAUAAUAUUGCCUAAAGAGAUAAUUUGCCUUGUGUUUGGAACCCCAGGACAACCAAUUACCAACGGAUUACUUAACACCCUCUGCAGUACCAGACAAAAGAUAAUGGCGGCUCUUCCAAUGGAAAACUGAACUCCUUAUAUUUUUUUUCUCUAAUUUGAUUUGUGUAUGAUUUUCAUUUGUUUGAAAUGGAGAUACACUGGCGUUUAUGGAAUAAGGAUUGGGCUUCCUUCAUGAGGCCAUGGAUACCUAUAAUAUUAGGCCUUCAUCUCCAGUUCUCCCGAGCCUCCAACUGUCCUGAGGAAUGCCGCUGUGAUCGCACCUUUGUUUACUGCAAUGAACGAAGCUUGACCUCAGUGCCUCUGGGAAUUGGUGAGGGCUAUAAGACUCUCUACCUCCACAACAACCAAAUCAAUAAUGCUGGCUUUCCCUUGGAGCUCCACCAUGUGGCAUCUGUGGAAACGGUGUAUCUCUAUGGUAACCAGCUGGAUGAGUUCCCAGUGAACCUGCCCAAAAAUGUAAGGGUCCUCCAUCUGCAGGAGAACAACAUUCAGACCAUCUCCAGAGCAGCUCUGGCUCAACUUCUUUGGCUGGAGGAGCUGCAUUUGGAUGAUAACUCAAUUUCUACCGUUGGGGUGGAGGAAGGGGCAUUCCGUGAGGCAGUGAGCUUGAAGAUGCUCUUCCUCACCAAAAACCACCUGAGCAGCAUACCUAUUGGUCUCCCAGAUGAUCUAAAGGAAUUGCGAUUGGAUGAAAACAGGAUUGCAGUUAUUGCAGAGGAAGCAUUUAGGAAUGUCACUCGAUUGGAACGCCUCCUUUUGGAUGGAAACUUGUUGACAGAUGAAGGGAUAUCUCCAGGGACCUUUCAGGACCUGAUAACCCUGAGGGAGCUGUCCCUGGCCCGCAACUCACUCACUUACCCUCCAACAUUCCUCCCUGGGGAGGUGCUUGUCAAAUUAAACUUUCAGGAAAAUCAGAUAAACCAGAUCCCUGUCAGAGCUUUUGCAGGGUUGCACAAGCUAGAGAGGCUAGACAUUUCUAACAACCAGCUGCAGUCAUUGACACAGGGGGUGUUUGAUGGCCUUUUGAGUCUCAGGCAGCUCACUGUUCGGAACAACCUUUGGCUGUGUGACUGCAGCAUCAAAUGGGUGGUGUCAUGGUUGAAAUCUCUGCCUUCCACGCUCAAUGUUCGUGGCUUUAUGUGUCAUAAACCUGAAAAGUUCAGGGGUAUGGUGAUCAGGGAGCUGAAUGCUGAGCUGGUACAGUGUCCACAGAGCACAGCCACGACACCUGGGCACAUCUCCCCAGCUGACACUGUUCUAAUCCCAUCUCUGUCCUCUUCUACAGACUCUCCUUUGGUCAGUCAGUAUGUUUCUCCCUCGCCACAACCAAUUCCCAUAUUCUCCACCCUGUACCCAGUAUAUACAACAAAAGAAGGGGGGAUUAGGACUAAGCAAUCUCUGGACCCCCAGAGGGAGACUCUCCAGGUCACAUUUGCUAUACUAAAUGGGUCGGCUAUCCAUGUGAGCUGGGUGGCUGUAUUUCCAGUCACUGCCUACAAGGUGACCUGGGCCAGGAUGGGCCCUAGCCUGACAGGGGAUACAGUCAGGGAAAGGAUAGUGGGUGGGGAUCAUCGGGGGAUUCGACUGGCUAACCUUGAGCCAAAGUCCACCUAUCGGAUCUGUGUUAUUCCUUUGGAUGCAUUCAAUAAUUACAGACCCAAAGAUGAUACUGUGUGUACUGAGGCUAUGACCACGACAGUCUCAUUCAGCUCUGAUAAUAACAACAAAAGACGUUCAGGGCCUGUACAAGCCACGCAACAAGAACCACAUUCGCCUUUCUUGCUAGCUGGGCUGAUUGGUGGGGUUGUUAUUGUGGUUCUGGUAGUAUUGCUCAGUAUCUUCUGCUGGCAUAUGCACAAGAAAAGUUGCUCUAAGUCCUCAACCAAAUGGAAAUACAACAGGGGCCGCAGAAAAGAUGACUAUUGCGAAGCUGGCACAAAGAAAGAUAAUUCCAUCCUGGAAAUGACUGAAACAAGCUUCCAGAUAGUCUCACUCAACAACGAGCAAUUCCUCAAGGGAGAUUUCCACAUUCAGCCUAUUUAUGCCCCUAAUGGGGGCAUUGGCUUCCAAGACUGCACCAUGGGGAACAACAGCACAGUCUACUGCAAGAACAGUGUUCAAAAUGCAGAGUUAUGUCACACAUAAUAGUUUUGGUGUAUCAGGAGCAUUUUUACUGACAACUACGCACACUUUAGUGAACACUGCACAGUGUUAAUGAUAUGAAACCCCAUGUGUCUUCAAGAAAUGUAAUUUAUACAACUGGAAGGACAAUGCCUUUUAUAUAACAACAUUGUAUUUAUAAGUUAUUUGUUUCUGAGGUUUUCCUGUUCGAGCACACAGACAUUUACUAAUGGGAUUUAUGUCUUUCUUAAUAUUAAGGCUGGGUUUCAUUUUAUUCUUCAGUAAACAGAUCUUUCAGUUAUUGUAUUACAUGGUACCAAAAUAUCCAAGGUUCACAUUGUAGCUGGAGUACAUCAUUGCUUUUACUGAAUAAGAGACAGGUCCAACUACUAGUUUUCUGGAAGCUUCUCUGGGCCCUUGACUGUUUUCAAUCAUCACAGUAUAUGGCACGUCUGUUUAAUUGCAUCUGCACCAUAUCGAAAUGCUAAUUGUUAGAUUCCUGCUCCAGGAAUAGAACAAUUUUAUGCAAAUGGCUUUCUCGCUUCAAAAACAAAUUUAAAGGUCACAUUCAUUAAACAUUCACAGAAAUAGGCAGGCUGCAGUGCUUUCACCUGCUUUUUGAAUGAAUGAAUACAUUAUCACAGUUAAGGGGUCAUGUAGCUGUAUUUGAUAGUGGGUGUCACAGAGUGAGCAGCAAAAAAGCACAUCUGCUAUGUUUAACCCAGUAAGAACCCACUCCUUGACUUCAGUGUGUGUGUGUGUGUGUGUGUGUGUGUGUGUGUGUGUGUGUGUGUGCCUUAAAUUUAUGAGCUCACAAUGUCUUUUAAGUCUAUGUUUUUGCACAUAUUGUAUCCUGUAUAUAAAUUCAGUUAACUUGUUGUUGAGAAAACAUCUUGCUCUUGAUAAUUUAUUUACCUCAUUACAAAUUUAAUUAAAACAUAUUUCCAAAUGAAAA